GCGGGGCGCCAAGAUGGCGUACCAGACGUUCCGGCAGGAGUACCUGCAGGUGCCGCCCGUGACGCGGGCCUACACCACGGCCUGCGUCCUCACCACCGCCGCCGUGCAAUUAGAGCUCAUCACGCCCUUCCAGCUGUACUUCAACCCCGAAUUAAUAUUUAAGCACUUUCAAGUAUGGAGGUUAAUCACAAACUACUUAUUUUUUGGACCAGUUGGCUUUAAUUUUUUAUUUAACAUGAUAUUUUUAUAUCGUUACUGCCGAAUGCUUGAAGAAGGCUCUUUUCGAGGUCGGACGGCAGAUUUUGUGUUUAUGUUCCUUUUUGGUGGACUUUUAAUGACUCUUUUUGGCUUGUUUGUAAACUUGGUUUUCUUGGGUCAGGCAUUCACAAUAAUGCUUGUGUAUGUAUGGAGCCGCAGGAAUCCCUAUGUCCGUAUGAACUUUUUUGGUCUUCUCAUCUUUCAAGCUCCAUUUCUACCUUGGGUGCUGAUGGGCUUUUCACUACUUUUGGGGAACUCCAUCAUUGUGGAUCUUCUGGGCAUUGCAGUUGGACAUAUAUAUUUUUUCCUAGAAGACGUCUUUCCCAAUCAGCCUGGUGGUGGGAGGCUUCUGAGAACACCAUCUGUCCUGAAAGCAAUAUUUGAUACACCAGAAGAUGAUCCUAACUACAAUCCCUUGCCAGAAGAGCGACCGGGAGGAUUUGCCUGGGGAGAAGGUCAGCGCCUUGGAGGCUAAUAGGUGGCCGUGCCAAAACCCAGCAAUAGCUGGGAGAGACUUAACUGAAGUACCAUAUCGGGGACUUUCUUAUUUCCUCGUCACAGAAAGGACACUUUUUGAAAGCUCUCUGGUUCUGAAUACAAGCACUUUAUGAAAUGGUGGUCUGAUCCAAGAAGCUUCCAAGCUGCCAGUGCCUUCCCUGGUGAGGGGAUGUUUUGCACUGGUAAUGAAAAUAUCAAUCUAGUGGAGCCAAAAAACUAAAACUGGAAACCAUUUCCUGUCAACCUUGGUUAAUAAGACCACGAGUACUUGUUCAAAGUGAUUUCUAAAGCUU
Tinamus guttatus (white-throated tinamou) is the source of this 1049-nucleotide messenger RNA. It is a transcript of the gene DERL2, whose product is annotated as derlin 2. NCBI's taxonomy places the organism in Eukaryota, Metazoa, Chordata, Aves, Tinamiformes, Tinamidae. The record is from RefSeq and is a predicted model, not a curated record.